GAUCGCGCGGUGGGGAGCAGGCCGGCCAUCUCCCAUGGGACUCGGGCGUUCCUCCUAGAGCGAAGACCUCACCCUCCUCCUCCUUCUCCUCCUCCUUCACCUGCAGCCAACCUCGGGCGGCAACUUCCUGCUACUCACCUGGGCCGCGCUCACCUGCCCGCCGGCGCCUGGGAGGGGGCCCCCAGCGGCUCCCCCGGCCAAGAUGAAGGACCGGCUGGAGCAGCUGAAGUCUAAACAGUUAACAGAAGACGAUGCUGAUGAUGAGGUGGAGAUCGCCAUCGACAACACGGCCUUCAUGGAUGAAUUCUUUGCAGAGAUAGAGGAGACUCGGCUCAACAUCGACAAGAUCGCGGAGAAUGUAGAAGGAGCUAAGAAACUUUACAGUGUCAUCCUCUCGGCACCAAUUCCAGAACCAAAAACAAAGGAUGACCUAGAACAGCUAACUGGGGAGAUUAAGAAAAUGGCCAACAACGUCAGGAACAAACUUAAGAACAUGGAGAGGCACAUUGAGCAAGAUGAAGUCCGGUCAUCAGCGGAUCUUCGGAUACGGAAAUCCCAGCACUCUGUCCUCUCCCGGAAGUUCGUGGAGGUGAUGACCAAGUACAAUGAAGCCCAGGUGGACUUCCGGGAACGCAGUAAAGGCCGCAUCCAGAGGCAGCUGGAAAUCACUGGCAAGAAAACCACAGACGAGGAACUGGAAGAGAUGUUGGAGAGCGGGAACCCAGCCAUUUUCACUUCUGGGAUCAUCGACUCUCAGAUCUCUAAGCAAGCACUCAGCGAGAUUGAAGGGCGGCACAAGGACAUCGUCCGGCUCGAGAGCAGCAUCAAGGAGCUCCACGACAUGUUUGUGGAUAUCGCUAUGCUAGUGGAAAACCAGGGGGAGAUGAUAGAUAACAUAGAACUGAAUGUGAUGCAUACAGUGGACCAUGUGGAGAAGGCUCGUGACGAGACCAAGAAGGCUGUGAAAUACCGUAGUCAGGCCCGGAAGAAAAUGGUAAUUAUCAUUAUCAUAGUGGUGGUGUUACUGGGCAUUUUAGCUCUGAUCAUCGGGCUUUCCGUCGGGCUGAAAUAGCAGCAGCUCCCGGUGACUGCUGGCACUGAACCUAACUCCUUCCUGCCCCUCACCUCCUUGGCCUGCUGCUGCGUCCCGUUGAUCCUCGCCGACCACCUGUGCACUGACCAACAUCUGCUCCCCUGCCUCUCCCAGCACCUGCUCCUAUCCCAGUUGGAUCCUUGCACCUCUUCCUUUGGACCGGAUAGGAGUUGCCUCUCCAAAGUCUCUAGGAGUGAGCAGGACAUGUGCCUUCGUGUCCCAGUUAACCCCAUCUUGGGUCUGGUUUGCCAUUUGUCCAAUCCAGGAGGUGUCCACCCUGUCCUGACCCAACCGUAAAUCUC
Gracilinanus agilis (Agile Gracile Mouse Opossum) is the source of this 1395-nucleotide messenger RNA. RefSeq names its product syntaxin 3 (gene STX3). The coding region runs from base 203 to 1072 and encodes 289 amino acids. Gene Ontology annotation, biological process: intracellular protein transport; synaptic vesicle fusion to presynaptic active zone membrane; exocytic insertion of neurotransmitter receptor to postsynaptic membrane. Gene Ontology annotation, cellular component: synaptic vesicle; SNARE complex; plasma membrane. NCBI's taxonomy places the organism in Eukaryota, Metazoa, Chordata, Mammalia, Didelphimorphia, Didelphidae. The transcript has 11 exons. Gene Ontology annotation, molecular function: SNAP receptor activity; SNARE binding. The record is from RefSeq and is a predicted model, not a curated record.